Rubroshorea leprosula is the source of this 983-nucleotide messenger RNA. Lineage: Eukaryota; Viridiplantae; Streptophyta; Magnoliopsida; Malvales; Dipterocarpaceae. The record is from the annotation of a GenBank genome assembly.
AAACCUAACUUUCAUAAGUCUUCUUCUCUCUUACGUUCCUGAACGCAAAUGAUUCUUCUUCCUUACAAACUCGCCGACAACGUUCUUUCUCUUUCUCCAAUCAUCAUCAUCACUGUCCUCCAUGACUUCUAAAUCCUUGCAUCUCACCCUAAUACUCAGUUUUCAUUUUUUCUCCGUUAACUCCUUCAUUCUCAUCCCCCUAUUCUAUCUCACAUUUACCCACCAAAGUCAUUUCCACAGACCAGCAUAGCCCAUAUCGGUAAGUAAGUAGCUAAACUGGAGGGAAUGGAGCCUGAUCUAUCAAUCAACGAUGAGGGUGUUAUUCACGCUAGGCCUUGGCAAGUCAGCAAAAUUUUGAUCUCCUUCCAAUUGAGAACAACUCUGCAAAUCACUUUUGUUCCACUACAGAUCAUGAGUUGGAUGAUAAGAGGCUGGAAUGGGUGCGGAUUAAAGCCCAAAUUCAUGUCACAGAAAGUGUCGAAGAAAGCAAAGAUUGAAGAGGCCCAAAAGCAACAAAUCUAGAUGGCCCAGAGUUGGUUACACUCUUGAGAUUUACAGUUUUGAUUUCGAGUUUUUAUAAAUAGGUUUUAAGGAAAGGGUUUUGGGGAGCUUUUUACUUUUGGAAUAUUGGAGAAAAUCUAAAACAACAGUUGGGAAGGAGGAGGAGCAUUUUCGAAGGCAUUGAAAGGAUUGGAAGAGCAGUCGGUUGAAGAUUGCUCCCAGCUGAACAGUGCUCAUUGUUUUCUAGGUUUUUCUCACUUUAGGUAAUCUUCUGAAACAAAGGGAUUUUGGGAGAAGUUAGUGAGGGUGAUGAAUGGAGCCUAGUCUCAUGGGUGGGAUCCCUCAUUUCAGAGCCAAAUCUGCCUUUCUCCUGAAAUUUUUGCCUUAGAUUUUCUUUUUUUCUCUUUAAUGUAAUAUGAUAUUUUGAUGAUUGGUGCUAAAAUUUGUAUGAGAUUGUUGAGAAAUGAAUGAUAUUCAAUAAA